AUGGUUAGAGAUCACACAACAGCGUUAGAAUACUUGAAGACUUUCGAAAAAAAAGAUGGUUUGUCCGUUGACGAGUUGAUGGACUCCAAUAUUAGAGGUGGUUUGACUUACAAUGACUUUUUGAUCUUGCCAGGCAAAGUCAACUUUCCAUCAUCUGUAGUCAACUUGCAAACCAAGUUGACGAAGAAAAUCUCUUUGAAUGCGCCAUUUGUGUCUUCACCAAUGGACACUGUCACCGAAUCUGAGAUGGCUAUUCACAUUGCUUUGUUGGGUGGUAUCGGUAUCAUCCAGCACAAUUGUUCUAAGGAGGAACAGGCAUCGUUUGUUGCCAAGGUAAAGAAAUACGAAAAUGGGUUUAUCAACUCACCAAAGGUUAUUUCACCAAAGACCACUGUUGGUGAAGCUAGGGCUAUGAAGCAGCAAUUUGGAUUUGCUGGUUUCCCAGUAACUGAAACUGGUAAAUGUCUAUCCAAAUUGGUUGGUAUCGUCACUUCUCGUGAUAUUCAAUUCAUUGAGGAUGACUCUGUACUUGUCUCUGAAAUUAUGACCAGAGAUGUCGUUACAGGUAAACAAGGUAUCACACUUACUGAAGGUAACGAAAUCUUGAAGAAUACUAAAAAAGGAAAGUUGCCAAUUGUCGACGCAGGCGGCAAUUUAAUUUCUAUGCUAUCAAGAACCGAUUUAAUGAAAAAUCAGAAUUACCCAUUAGCUUCUAAAUCCGCUACAACGAAGCAAUUGUUAUGCGGUGCCGCUAUUGGUACCAUGCCAGCAGACAGAGAGAGAUUAGAAUUGUUGGCAGCAGCAGGUUUGGAUGUCGUCGUUUUGGAUUCAUCUCAAGGUAACUCCGUUUUCCAAUUGGAUAUGAUCAAAUGGAUCAAAGAAACUUACCCAGAAUUAGAAAUUAUCGCUGGUAACGUUUGUACCAGAGAACAAGCUGCAAGCUUGAUUGCCGCCGGUGCAGAUGGUUUAAGAAUUGGUAUGGGUUCCGGUUCUAUUUGCAUUACUCAAGAGGUUAUGGCAUGUGGUAGACCUCAAGGUACUGCGGUGUACAACGUUUGCAAAUUUGCUAAUGAAUUUGGUGUUCCAUGUAUUGCUGAUGGUGGUAUUCAAAACAUUGGUCACCUUGUAAAAGCUUUAGCUCUUGGUGCUUCAACCUGUAUGAUGGGUGGUAUGUUAGCUGGUACAACUGAAUCUCCUGGUGAGUAUUUCUUCAGAGAUGGUAAAAGAUUAAAGGUUUACCGUGGUAUGGGAUCAAUUGAUGCUAUGCAAAAGACUGAUGCUAAGGGCAAUGCUGCUACUUCUCGUUAUUUCUCCGAAGGUGAUGAUGUUUUGGUUGCUCAAGGUGUCUCUGGUGCUGUUGUUGACAAGGGUUCAAUUAAAAAAUUCAUUCCUUAUUUAUACAAUGGUUUGCAACAUUCUUGUCAAGAUAUUGGUGUUCAGAAUUUGACAGAAUUACAGGACAGUGUUCUAUCAGGUGAAAUCAGAUUCGAAUUUAGAACUGCUUCAGCACAAUUGGAGGGUGGUGUCAACAAUUUGCAUUCCUAUGAAAAGCGUUUGCAUAAUUGA
Zygotorulaspora mrakii is the source of this 1566-nucleotide messenger RNA. RefSeq names its product IMP dehydrogenase IMD3 (gene IMD3). Gene Ontology annotation, molecular function: IMP dehydrogenase activity. Bases 1 to 1566 code for a protein of 521 amino acids. The record is from RefSeq and is a predicted model, not a curated record. Lineage: Eukaryota; Fungi; Ascomycota; Saccharomycetes; Saccharomycetales; Saccharomycetaceae. Gene Ontology annotation, cellular component: cytoplasm. Gene Ontology annotation, biological process: GTP biosynthetic process. The transcript has 2 exons.